Molecule: messenger RNA, 2029 nt
Organism: Stegastes partitus (bicolor damselfish)
Lineage: Eukaryota; Metazoa; Chordata; Actinopteri; Pomacentridae
Gene: pusl1
Product: pseudouridine synthase like 1
Exons: 7
Coding region: 340-1173 (277 amino acids)
Biological process (GO): tRNA pseudouridine synthesis
Molecular function (GO): RNA binding; pseudouridine synthase activity
Source: RefSeq, a predicted model, not a curated record
CACGAGGCACAUGUGUGUUUAUUUCUGAGUUAAUACUGAAUUGAUUUGCUAACCUGGACUCAUAAUAUAUCCACGAUAAGCUUGUUGUUACUGAGGUCUCUGCGGCACUUCCGGACUACAAAAAUCUCCCUUGACGCUCGUGCUGCUGUGUUGUCUCCGCUGCAGUCUGUCACAUGUGUUCAUUUCCAAACACAUGAGCUUCUCAGCUCAGAUAUGUGACAGUGGACCUUCAGGAACUUGCUGCAAACAUUAAAACAUCAUUGAUGUUGUGUCACAGCUGGAGCCGUAGAAUGAGUUUCCAACGUAACGUCUAACUCUUGGAAAGUAGGUGGAGACAUCAUGAGCAACGCGGCCCGUUACCUCAUCUUUUUUCAGUACAUCGGAACCAAAUACAGCGGUGUAGUCAAAGUACGUCCACAUGUGGUGGGCAAGACAGGAGUCCAGGACCACUUGGAGGAUGCAAUCCGGAGGCUGAGGCCGCUCAACCCAGCGUCUCUGUCAGUGUCCAGCAGGACAGACGCUGGGGUCCACGCCCUCUCUAACUCUGCCCACUUUGACCUCCAGCGCAAGAACGACAAGCCUCCGUUCACUGAAGACGUUCUUGUUCAGGCUCUCAAUUAUCACCUCAAGACAGAGCAAAUCAGGGUCACCCACGCCCACCGGGUUUCUGAUGACUUCCACGCCCGUUACAGUGCCCAGUCUCGGACCUACAUCUACCGAAUCGCGCUGGGUCUCCCCCACUACUCUGCGCUUCCCCUUGUAGACUGUCAACUGUGCUGGAACCUCCGCAACACGGAGCUCGAUGUGGAAGCCAUGCGUGAGGCUGCUGCCAUGCUCGUCGGCACUCAUGAUUUCAGCACAUUUAGGGCUGUCAACUCUGACAUGCCGUUUAAAAGCCCCGUGAAGACGCUGGACGUGGUCGACAUACAGCCAGGAAGCUCCUUUGCAGGUGCGGAGGAUGACAGGGGCCUUGGUGGCAGUAGGCCAAAGGCAGCUCUCGCUGCCCCAGCUGAGAGAGAUAAUGGAGGCUCGAGACUCUCUGAUCUACCCACAGGGUCUGGCUGCUCCAGCGUAUGGCCUCUUCCUCACCAGGGUGGAGUACAGAGAGACGGACCUGCAGAUACCAUCUACUGGGAACUCAACAGACUGAUGCUACUUGAAUAUGUUUGUUAGUUUUGAUAUAUUUUUGAACUAUUGUAUGAAAUUAUCUUAAUAAAGUCUUUUUUCUUUAUAAGAAUUUUUUUCUUCUUCUCACAAAUAACAAAACAGCUUUACUGUGAGUCUGUGGUCGAUAUUACAAUUCCCACACUUAAAUAAGCAUUAGGCUCCAUACAGACGAACAUCUCCAUGUUCCUUUAAUUCAACAUUUUAAGAAUACAUAACUGUGUCAUGAACGCAGCUCAGCUACAGAAGAACCACACACCUUGAACCUAACAUUGUCUACACAUGAUCUUCAGGUUACACCAACUUGCUUUAAGCCUGGUUAGGCAAUGUAUACAUUUGUGAACUGGGUUUUGUAGGUUCUCCGUGUUUUCAAACAAGGUAUACAACAUGUGGGGAAGAGUGUUAAGUUCUAUCGCCAAAACUGCUUUGUGUCCACGGCUCUCAUACGGUGGCAUUACAAUAUGGAUCAACAAAGUGCACACACACUCUCACUGAUAAUGUAUACAUCCGAAUGUCCAAAAAAAACUGCAUACACUGCUUCUUAACCCAAAAGUCUUCACAGACCAUUCAUGUGGAUUUUCAGCACAGUCACUUGCUUCUAAUUUGGCUGCAUCUGUUCACUGAGUUAAAUUAUUUUCAGCAAGUUGUCCAUAAAUAGUCCAUUAAAACCGGACAACCACCGGCAGUCUUCUCUGUGCCGCUGGGAGCCAGAUGAGGUUUGUAGAAGGUUCAGACCGACCAAUCCCUGGUCUUAAUGUUCCAGCGCAUUGGUCAAAUACACCAGACAUCACACAUUUUCUUGAGUUUGUACAGUCACCCAACUGAUGCGAGGUUAGCUGAUUUAGGCUCACCGUGUUCGAAGUGC